Molecule: messenger RNA, 4992 nt
Organism: Ectocarpus sp. CCAP 1310/34
Lineage: Eukaryota; Phaeophyceae; Ectocarpales; Ectocarpaceae
Source: the annotation of a GenBank genome assembly
CCUGUUGCUACCGAGGCACCCCCGAGAACCGACGCCCUACACACCACCACCACCACAGGGAGUGCAAACACGACCAUCAACUUUGGUGUUGAAAUAUCAGCGGCUGUCCCCCUGGUGCUAUUUUCCUUUCUGCUCGGGUAUACAGCGUGGUAGACCCCACCUCUGGAGUGGGACGGUUAAAGUUAGGGUAUCAUCACGGUUUGGUCAACCGCUGUUUUCCGGACAUAGCAGCAACACCCGUCCGACUUAGGUCGCCCCGAGUCGUCCUUGCGAAUGGCUACUGUAGCUUGUAUUCUGAUGUUUUCUGUUGUCGAAGGGGUCAAAGGUUUUGGGUAAAACCACCUUCUGGACUAUCUGGCGUGGAAGGAGUUUUGGUAAAAAACACCAGCUAGACAAGAGCAGACCUCUGGAAACAAGCACAGGAGAGAGAAAAGCCGAACGCAAAGCAUAGAGCGGAGAGAAGGAUAGAAAGAGAAAUCAGCAGAGGCACUAAGAUGUCUUCCCGUGGUGGCGGUCGUGGUGGGAGAGGACGAGGAGAUUCUAGGGGUGGAGGACGAGGAGGGGGAGGAGGCGGCCGUGGUGGGGACUCGUACAGGGGUGGCGGGCGCGGCGGAGGGAGAGGAGGAGGCCGAGGAGAUUUCCGGGGCGGUGGGCGUGGAGGGGGCAGAGGCGGCGGAGGGGGCCGGUUCGGUGGAGCGCAAGAGGAUGCCCGCUUCCGAAACGUUCCUCGCGUGCACGAGAUCCCCAUCGUGAACGUACCCGGGAAGCCACUCCCCCCCCCAGCGCCCGUCAGCAGGACCGCCCUCGCGGAUACUCCUGUUGACGACAUCAUCCUCCCGCACCGGCCGAACUACGGCAAGAUGGGCAAGAAGGUGAUGGUGACGGCCAACCACUACAAGGCGGACUACAACAGCAAGCAGCUGCUGUACCAGUACGAUGUCAGCCUCGAGGGCUUCGAGAAGACCGCGCUGCCCGCAGCCAAGCUCCGCGCCAUCUUCCAGAAGUUCAAGGAGCAGCACUCCGCCUCUUCCCUCGGAGGCAUCGCCUUCACCUACGACGGCCGCUCGGUCAUGAUCACGGCGAGGCCGCUGCCCUUCCCGGCAGAGGGCGCAUCUUUCGUGGUGGUGUUCGAGCCGGCCACCGAGAAGAGGGAGGCGAACAACUUCACCGUCAUCCUCAAGCAGGUGGCGCAGCGGAGGCUCGCCGACCUGGCCGUCUUCUUCAGCGGGCAAACGAGCCAGAACGCGUACGACUGCAUCACGGCACUGGACAUCUCGCUCCGGCACGCCCCCUCGAUGAAGCUCACGUGCGUCGGUCGCAGCUUCUUCACGCCGGACAUGCCCUCGCCCAUUUCUGGGGGUGCGGAGGUGUGGCUCGGCUACUACCAGUCCCUCAGGGCCACGCAGGGCGGGCUCACGCUCAACGUGGACAUGAGCGCGAUGGCCUUCGUACGGAGCAUGCCCAUGAUGGACUUCGUGUGCGAGCUGUUGGGCGUCCGUGACCCCGGUCAACUCAGCCGCGGCAUCCGGCCGUACGACCGCCGCAAGCUGGAGACAGCGCUCAAGGGGGUCAACGUCGAGGUCACGCACCGAAAGUCCAACCGGCAGUACCGCGUGAGCGCGCUGUCGAAGAUCGGGGCGGACCAGCUGACGUUCCCUGACCAGGAGAGCGGUAAGGACGAGAUCGUCGCCAGGUACUUCGGCGAGAAGUACUUCAAGCUCAGGUAUCCGUCACUGCCGUGCGUGCGCAUCGGGUCUGCGUCCAAGCAUAACUACAUCCCCAUGGAAGUGUGCCAGAUCGCCCAGGGGCAGAAGGUGGCCAAGCUCGACGAGAAGCAGACGGCAGACAUGAUCAAGAUCACGUGCCAGAGGCCGGACGUCCGCCAGGGCGCCAUCCACCAGCAGUUCAACAAUAUUAACGCCGACAUGAACAAGAGCUGCGAGCAGUUCGGGAUCCGCAUCACGAACGAGCAGAUCCAGACCCAGGCUCGGAUCCUCCCCCCGCCCUGCAUCCAGUACAACAAGGCUGGACGGCAGCAGACGGAGCAGCCGCAGUGCGGCUCCUGGAACCUCCGCGACAAGAAAAUGUUCGACAACAAGAAGCUGGUCAGCUGGGCGGUUGUCUGCUUCACGCAGGAGCGAGACCUGCAGCUACAGGGUGCGGAGCAUUUCGUGUCGGAGUUAGUGAAGGUCAUGGGCACCCACGGGAUGGACGUCAGCCCCGACGCGAGGAGGCCGCCGAUCCUUAUGGCGGACAGCGUGGCGGCCAACCAACAGCGCGUGGACGACGCCACCUACGCCAGAAACGCCCUCACGGCCGCCAGAGACGCAGCCAGGAACAAGUUCAAGGUAGACUGCCAGCUGAUCCUGGUGCCGAAGGCCACCCAAGACUCGAAGGACUACGGCGAGAUCAAGCUCGCUUCGGACACCGUGCUCGGUAUCCCGAGCCAGUGCGUGUUGCUGAAGCACGUCCACACGGCGAAGAUCCAGUACCUGGCGAACCUUUGCCUCAAAAUCAACGCCAAGCUCGGCGGCCGCAACGCCGUGCCGAGGGACAAGCUUCCCUUCGUGCAGGACGCUCCCACGAUCGUCUUCGGCGCCGACGUGAACCACCCCGGCGCCGGGAACGUAUCGAAGCCGUCCAUCGCCGCCGUCGUGGCCAGCAUGGAUCGAUGGGUCUCGAGGCACGGGUCGUGCGUCGCGGUGCAGGAGCACCGGAAGGAGGUUAUCCAGGACCUGGCGUCGAUGGUGAAGAACCUGCUGAUCUCGUUCUACCGCGUCAACAACGCGAAGCCUGCCCGCAUCAUCUUCUUCCGCGACGGCGUUAGCGAGGGGCAGUUCCGAGAGGUCCUCCGCUACGAGGUCCGAGCGAUCGAGCAGGCGUGCGCGGCGUUGGAGGCGGGCUACCGCCCCACCAUCACCUUCAUCGUGGUACAGAAGCGCCACCACACCCGCCUCUUCCAGCCCAACAGGGAUGACCAGGACAAGUCCGGCAACGUCUUCCCCGGUACCGUGGUCGAAACUGGGAUCUGCCACCCCAUGGAGUGGGACUUCUACCUCAUGUCCCACGGAGGCCUCCAGGGAACCUCUCGCCCGGCCAAGUACCACGUGCUCUGGGACGAGAACGCGUUCGACUCGGACUCUCUCCAGCUGCUGUGCUACCACCUGUGCUUCAUGUACUGCCGGUGCACCCGCAGCGUGUCCAUCCCACCGGCCGUGUACUACGCCCACCUGGUCGCUUUCCGCGCCCAGUUCUUCGUCAACGUGGGAGACGACUCCUCCUCCGAGUCGUCCUCGGUCGUGCAAGGCAGGGACGGCGGCGCCAGGGAGAUCGACUGGGCCCGCUGCUUCAGCUCGGUGCACCAGAGCCUGACCAACGUCAUGUACUUCGUCUGAGCCUUACCAUAACCGGCAGUCCGCUGGGAGCAAGGCGUGCGCAUGUGUGGUUCUCGGAUCGGGUGCACAGCUGCAGCUGCUGUGUUUGGGAGAGUUUGGUCUGUUCGGAAGGUCCCCCUGAAUGCGGUGUUGUUUUGAAACGGCUCGGGCUGCUCGAGACUCUGUUGUCGUCAUAUCGGUCCGUCCCCCCUGUGGAAUGAACUUGACGGUACCGGACUGCUGUGGUCUUCUUGUUCCAAUGCCGGGGUCAACGUGGUCUGUCUCUUCUGAUCUCUCGCUUGGUAUCAUGGGAUGUGUUGCUGCCUGAUCCAAGCGUUUUUUCUUUCCGAGUCUGACGCGCCGAGCAGUUGGUUGGUCGACGCGUUGGGGGCUGCUGAGAUGCCGCUUGGUCUCGCAAGGAGAGAGCGGACUUGGUUGGUUUUGGCGUCCUUGCGUCCGGUGUGAGCGAGCGAUUCAUGAAAUGUACUUGAGCUGUAGGGUAGUGUCACCGUAGGUCAUCUUGUACGAUCGUAGAUCAUCUUGUUUCACUCAGCCGGGGGGGAAACAUGCAGCAAGCAACAAUAACGAGAGGAGGAACGGAGGACGGUCGUCACGCCGGGAUCCGGAUCUGAUCCGUGAACACGCAAGGGCCGUUCACGGGUCGCCCAAGCAAACUUCCGGCGGCGACCACCCCCUCUCCGUGUGUGUUCGCGCUGCCAAUGUCCGUCUUGUUUAGGUUGAUUGUGGCCCCGGGGGCUUUGAAUUGUUUUUCUGCACUUGGGUUACCCGUAACCCUUUCAUGUCUCCGGAGUGGUGGUGGCAAGACGGCUGAAAGCGAACAGGCAGGCUAGACGACACGGUCUUAAUGCCGCGGACAUAUAUCUAUGUAGAAGGUGACCUGUUUUGCUCGGGGUCUGUUUAUUUUUUCCUGAUCCCGGUCUUCCGUGGAUCUGAACACGAAACGACAGCGGUGGGAGGUUGCGCUGCAGUUGGGAGCGGAAGGUGUGCCACGAUGUGGGUUGUGUGUCUUGCUGAUGUUACUCUUGUUGGAGAAAAAAGAGUGUGGUGCACGAUGGUACACAAGUGCGCGUUACGCGCAGGGCUUAAGGUCUCGGUACAAGGUCAAGCAAGAAUUGCAUUUUUCGGACUAAGGUUCUGACCGGCCUUCUUUCGCAAAAACCCCAUGUGCUCCAGACAUUCUGGUGGGACUGUCAUGUUUGCAAAGAAACGACGGUGGGCUUUGGCAUGAAAUGAUGUAGCUGCGCCGAGUUACUGUUAAGUUCUUUUCUCUCGUGUCGUGUGACUCGGCGUGUUAUCAUAGCCCUCAUAUGUGACUAUUCAGAGAAGUCAAAGCCUUUGUGUGGACAGCAACAAGAUUUGAAAACAAUUGUUUCGUGUGUACAUCGUGUUUUUUGUUUCCAGCUUUCGUUUGUCCUUGUUUGCUCUGGUUGGUAGAAGACAAAUGCUUGAACACGACAGAGCUGUCAGGCCGACUCUUGUGGAAGGAUUCCGAUUUUGGAAUCGCGCUAUUUGUAGACUAUUAUUUAAAAACCGAAUUCGCAGCGGCGGCGCUUCCGGUUCCGCGAGGUGGUGGGUAUGAAUGCCAUGUGCUGUGAGU